Notechis scutatus (mainland tiger snake) is the source of this 1251-nucleotide messenger RNA. RefSeq names its product potassium inwardly rectifying channel subfamily J member 9 (gene KCNJ9). Gene Ontology annotation, cellular component: plasma membrane. The record is from RefSeq and is a predicted model, not a curated record. Gene Ontology annotation, molecular function: G-protein activated inward rectifier potassium channel activity. Lineage: Eukaryota; Metazoa; Chordata; Lepidosauria; Squamata; Elapidae. Gene Ontology annotation, biological process: regulation of monoatomic ion transmembrane transport; potassium ion import across plasma membrane.
AUGGCCAAGGACAACCCGGCUUUUCCUGCCAUCCCCAAGACCCCUGUCUUUGAGGGCAAAGCGCCCCUUUCCUCACAGCCAGGCAAGUCGGCGGCCUUGCGGCGCCUGGGCGAGAGCCCCGAGAAGGCCGAGAAGAAGCGUGGGCGCCAGCGCUACGUGGAGAAGGAUGGCAAGUGCAAUGUCCAGCACGGGAACGUGCGGGAGACCUACCGCUAUCUCACCGACAUCUUCACCACUCUGGUGGACCUGAAGUGGCGCUUCAGCCUGCUGGUCUUCAUCCUGGCCUACGCGGUCACCUGGCUCUUCUUUGGCCUCAUCUGGUGGUUCAUCGCCUACUGCCGGGGCGACCUGGACCACCUGGGGGAUGAUGCCUGGACCCCCUGCGUCAACAACCUCAACGGCUUCGUCUCGGCCUUCCUCUUCUCCAUCGAGACCGAGACCACCAUUGGCUACGGGCACCGGGUCAUCACCGACAAGUGCCCCGAGGGCAUCGUGCUGCUCCUGCUGCAGGCCAUCCUGGGCUCCAUGGUGAAUGCCUUCAUGGUGGGCUGCAUGUUCGUCAAGAUCUCCCAGCCCAACAAGCGGGCGGAGACCCUGGUCUUUUCUUCCCACGCCGUCAUCUCGCUGCGGGACGACCACCUCUGCCUCAUGUUCCGGGUGGGCGACCUGCGCAACUCCCACAUCGUGGAGGCCUCGAUCCGGGCCAAGCUGAUCAAGUCCAAGCAGACCCAAGAAGGGGAGUUCAUCCCCCUCAACCAGACGGACAUCAGCGUGGGCUUCGAGACAGGUGACGACCGGCUCUUCCUCGUCUCUCCACUCAUCAUCAGCCACGAGAUCAACCAGCAAAGCCCCUUCUGGGAGGUGUCCAAGGAGCAGCUGCAGAAGGACGAGUUUGAGAUCGUGGUUAUCCUGGAGGGGAUGGUGGAGGCCACAGGGAUGACAUGCCAAGCCCGGAGCUCCUACCUGGUGGACGAGGUCCUGUGGGGACAUCGCUUCAUGUCGGUCCUCAGCUUGGAGGAUGGGUUUUACGAGGUGGAUUACAACAGCUUCCACCAGACCUUCGAGGUGCCCACCCCCACCUGCAGCGCCCGGGAGCUGGCAGAGGCUGCAGCUCGCAUGGAUGCCCACCUCUACUGGUCCAUCCCCAGCCGGCUGGAUGAGAAGGUGGAGGAGGGGACAGAGAAGGGGGACACGGCGGACAAAGAGAGGAACGGGAACCUCACCAGCACCGAGAGCGAGUCCAAGGUCUGA